GGGAGAGAGAGAGAGAGAGAGAGAGAGAGAGGGAGGAUGCUGCCAGCGGAAAAUGGCUGCUGCAACCUCAAGCCUAUCCUGAUACACCGAAACGACAUCAAGGUGGGGAGAGAGCGCCGGAGCAAGGGAGUGAGGAAGAGAGAGGAAGAUUAGGAAAAUGAGAGCAGAUAGAGGGAGAAUGUGAGCGAGUCUGUGAGUGUUUCAUGAAAGGAGGAUAAAAAGAGAGAGAGAGAGAGAGGAGAGGAGAGGAGACCCUGGGGUGGGCUGCUGCAAGCGGCGGGCAACACCGAGCCAUGGAGGGCGAGUAAGUCCUUACAUUUUCAUUUUUUAACAUUUAGACUCAGUCAGCUGCCAACACGGACAGAGAGAGAGAGAGAGAGAAACGCCACCGCCAUCAAUGUUCAACCAAUUUGGCUUCUUGCACAAUUAUACUCACAAUAGUCGGUGCUCCACAAUUUAGCAGAGCAGCCGAGAAUAAAAACACCAUUACGUAGUCUUGAAUCAACAGCAUACACCCCAUUUCCGAUUGAUCCUCUCCAAUAUGUGACAAAUGUUGAGACAUCUACGUGGAGACUUGUGCUUUUAGACGACUGGCACAUGAUCUAGUACCAACACGGAAUAUUAUAACAGGCCUAUAAUGAGGAAAAACAACAAGAGAAGCUGUGCAACAUCUCCGAACUGUAACUGCAAGAUUGGCGAUUGGUGAAAACGGUCACGAAAUCACUGAAAAUGUAAAAUGUAUGGGUGAAAAAAAGGCGAAAUAUGGCGAGUUUGGGGCCAGCAUCGCGUCAUUCAGACAUGGUUACAGUAAAACGAGGGAGGGAUGGAGGCGUUGUGAUUUUUAUCAACGUGUCUCGGGGUUUCAUUAUGAUUUUUUAAAGCCAAAUUUUAUGAAUGAAAUGUGAUUUUUUUUCUCUCUCUCCCUCAUCCUCACCCCUCCUCUCCUCCUCCUUCCCUUUUCUAAUCGGCCCCCUCCCCCCAUCUCUCGUUUCCUCUCCAUCAUCUCACCCACUCGUUCCUUUCCUUCCUUUUUUUUCCCUCUCACGCGAUUUGCUUUUUGUAUUUUAGUCGAAAUCUAAAGCCGACCGCACAGCGCGAUGUCAAUCCAGCCCUGAUGUGUCCCAUUCAUAAAAAUAUAACAUCAUAUCAGGGUGUGUUAAUGAGUGCGUGCAGCAGGGGCAGAAUAGAGGAAAGAAGCGUCUGGGAAGAUGAUUUCACAGAUUUAAAUCAUGUUUUACUUUGAUUUAAAAAAGAGACGCGUCUGUUGCGGAUGCGUUACGUGCACAUGUCGGGCUGCGUUGCUGAAUUAUUCAGCCGAUUGGCGAAGGGCAGAGCUUCUGUUUGCAAGAAUGCCGGGGCCUCUGAUGGCGAAUGGGUGCGUUCAUUGAUACAUCUAUCUGGGAAACACUCAUUCCUCCUCCUCCCUCCUCCUCCCAUUCGGCUCCUUUUCUUUCUUUCUUUCUUUCUUUCUUUCUUUCUAUCCGUUCGCCCCUCUGUUGUCUACCUUUAUUCUCGGCGCCCAUGACAGUCACACGUUGAACUCCACGGUUCCCAGAAUCUGUUUCAGUCCCAUCUAGCUCUCAAUCAUCUAUCUUUUUACUGUCAUGCUAAUUCCGAUCGCGUUUACCUCGGUCACGUGUGCGUGGAUUGGCGAAGAUGAUGAGCUGUCACCUUAAAACGCCGCAUCUCAUAAAGACCGUGUUGUGGAUUUCUCGUCUUCUUUGUGUGUUUUUCACGAUGCAGUAAAACUGUCACACAGCUGAAAUCAAUCCUUUAUACACACACACACAUAUAUAUAUAUAUAUAUAUGUUCAUCACUCUGCUGCAUUUGUGUGUGUUGUGGAAGUUGAGCUCGGCGUCACCUGAAUGACUGUGCGUAUCUGUGCGUAAUGUGCGCGUGUGUGUGUUGUGUGUGUCAGUGGUGGUUUAACCAGCCUUGGCCUCUGCUCACUCUCUUGGCUUCCCCUGACAGUGUGCGUGUUCGUGCAGUGGUGAUGACACGUGAUGACUCCAGUGGCGGUUGGGUGCCCCUCGGAGGUGGCGGCCUCAGUCAGGUGGUCAUAUGUAAGGGGCGGAGUCACGAAGGCAGGGGGCGGAGAGAAUACAUCAUUCGUGGAGAACGGCUGCGAGAUCGAGCAGUGAGUGUGUGCGUGUGUUAUGGCUGUCUUUGGUGCCACGUUGCUCCUCAACACCACCUAAAGACUGUAGAUUCAUGCUCUGUGAUUUCUGAAGGUGUGUGUUGUGAGCGGUGAUAUAACUCUGUCUGUGUUGCUGGGACUGCUGCUGUUUGUGUCCUCAGCCAGUGUUGGAGUGUGCGGUGCAAAGAGGGUUAGUGUACAACAAGGUGAACCCCAUCUUCCAUCACUGGAGGGUAGAAGAUCGAAAGUUUGGCCUUACGUUCCAGAGCCCUGCUGAUGCCAUCUCCUUUGAGAAAGGGCUGCAAGCUGUUAUAGACAAACUGGACAGAGGUAGAGACACACCGAGACACUAAUCAGAACAUUUGUGGUGUUUGAAUCUGGGGAAAGUCCUAACCUCCUAUUUUUUAAUUCUAUCAAGGCUCCGACUCGCCCUCAUCCUCCACUCCAGAAGAGGCCGACACCGAGGAUGAUGGGCAAGCAGUGAGUAUCUGAGCAGCUUAUUUAAAGGGAUAUUCCGGGGUGGAAUUCAUUUAGGGUCAAACACACCAUAACACCGAGUUAGACACCCCCUCGAGAGAUGAAUGUUGCCGACCGCUUGCUUCUCUAGUUACACCAACUUUAGUAACAACCACAGAUAGCAGAAAGAACAAUAAUCAAACCUCAACCAAAACGCCACUCUAUAGCCUCAAAUAAUGCUCAGAACAGCACCUAACUUCAUCAACAGGACAUAUAGGGUCACAGACAUAGUACUAGACACCAAACAUCUUUUUAACUUUGCCUAAUUCCAUAACACACAUCACUUGUUUGUACGGAGACCUCCGACCUGUCCAUCACCAAGUGCAGCGGAGUUUCGCAGCUCAAGGAAGAACAUUUAUGAUCAUUUCUUCAUGGAAAUACAUUUAGACCAAGACACUAAGGCAGAAGAACUACCGCGUCUGUAAAAUGAUGAAUAUGAUGAUUAUUACCUCAAGAAAAUGAUAAAGAAAUGAUCAUAAAUGUUCUUCCUUGAGCUGUGGCACCCCGCUGUAGUCCGUGAUGGACUGGCCUGAGGUCUUGCUAGAAAUAAGCGUCUGCUGGAAGAGAGUAGGUGAGUUGUGUUUAGUCUCUUUGUUAAAGAAAUGAGUCAAAGUUAAAAAGAUGUUUGGUGUCUAGUACUAUGUCUGUGACCCUAUAUGUCCUGUUGAUGAAGUUAGGUGCUGUUCUGAGCAUUAUUUGUGGCUAUAGAGUGGCGUUUUGGUUGAGCGCGUGUCUCUGUGUAUUGCUAUCGUGCGGUCGUUACUAAAGUUGGUAUAACUAGAGAAGCAAGCGGUCGACAACAUUCAUCUCUGGAGGGGGUGUCUAACUCGGUGUUACGGUGUGUUUGACCCUAAAUAAAUUUUAUGUCAGAAAAUCCCUUUACGAUAAAACAAAGGUGCAUGUGUGUAUUCAAAGUAAGGAUGAGCGGUCAGUGAAGAAACACAGAAAGGCUCAGUAGUUACCUUCGCCAUCCCAGGGCCACUCCCCUCCAAUCACAGCCUGUCGUUCAGCACUGCCUCAUUCAGCAGACCCAAGGUUCAAUCAUGUCAGCUCUCGUCCACCAAUCCUACCCCACAACAUCAUAGUGAGGUGUCUGCAGUCCGCUCUGCCGUCUGAGAGGAGAGAAAUGUCAGAGAGAAGACAGAGCCAAGAAUGCUGAAUACAGUUAUUGUCGUUUUUGACCUGUGUAAUGACAAGCAGCCUCUGCCAGUCCCAUACAGGAAGUGAGUCCUCAUCCAACAGUAGGAAGGAGAUGCUUCCCAAACCCAUCACCAUAGUGACGAGUGAAUCUUCAUCUACCUGCUUCGUACGACCAGAGGAGUUUAGUUUUGGAUCCAGCCAUGCUGUAACCACGCAGAAGCCUGCUCAGGUACCAUCGUCACCGGUACUUUACCUCACUACUCCAUGUAAACAUGUGGGUUUCAGGGUCUAGUUUAUUAGGGAUGGGAACUGAUAUGAUUUUAUCGAUAUCAUUGCCAUUAAAGAUUCUGCUUAUCAAUUCAAUUCUUGAAUGAUUCCCUUAUCAAUGCUGUUCUUUGAAUUUAAAAAAGUAGACUAAAGGUUUUCAAUGUUAACUCUGAUAACAGAAAAAGAUGUAUGCCACCUGCCAAACUAUCUGUACAACAUUUACUUGAUCUAUUAAGUCAAAUCAGGGUGACCAUACUCUGGAUCUCCAAAAAGAGGACACGGCUACACGGGGUGGAGUUGCACGCAAAGUUCUGAGGGUUUUUCUGGUCGGGUCGAGUGUUUUUUACACGCUUCUAACUCAGUUAGUCCACGCUACACAAACUCAAGACUUGUUGUCGUCUUUCUUGGUAAAAUGACGCCACGCUUUGGAUCGUUCCUGCCUACUUUUCGUACCAUCCGCCAUGUUUUUUUUCUCAAAGUCUCUGUUCUCCUUCGCGUAGACUGCCACUCACAAGACCGUUUUCCAAAGCACCCGGAAGAAAAGAAUCGUUAAGGGAAUCAUUAAAACGAUGACGAUGGAUUGGACCAUUUGGAACUGGUUCUUGAUUCCCAUCCCUUUAGUUCAUGUAAAUCUGGUCCACUGGGGGGUAAACUGGGUCACAUUUUCCUUUAGUUUCCCUUAGUUCACCUGUUUCAACCACAUAAUAUAUUAUUCUGACUCUACAUGUCACUCUGGAUUUUAUUUAACGUCUGUUUGAAAUUAAAGAUGUUUUUAAGAAGAAUUCGUAAACCUGCAGAUCUUGAAUCUUCGGUACACCGUGUUCCUGACUCCUUCAGUAAUCUUGUACCAUCUCCACAGAUCCACACCAGGCCGGGACAGCACCAGCUCUCACAAAUGACCGCCGUGUUGAACCCCCCGGCACCUCCGCCCCCGCCUCCCGCGCCGCCGACUCCCCCUGUGGGUCCCCCGGCCUCAUCCCCUCUGUCCCCCCUCUCACCCACCAUCUCUCUGCUGGAGGAAGGAGACCUGCGCAGCGUGGACCCUUGCAAAGAUCUGUGGGGUUCUCGAGGUUAUGAGGACUACAGGCGGGCGGGGUCUCCCAGAACUAUGGUUGGCGGGCUGACUGGGGGUGUGGUCGUGGGAGGUGGAGGUAGUCUUCAGGACAAAUCCGAGCUGUGUGUGGUUCGCUUCGAGAAGGACCUGGCAGGAGUCGGGACCACCGGCUGUGAAGUGACAGUCAACCUGGACAGUAAAGCUUCCCAGCGUCUCUCCUCAUCGUCGCCCACCUGUAUGUCCAUGCCCAACGCCGUGUCUGGUGUGUCCUCAGGGGCCGGCUCACCUCAGGAGACAGGCAAGGGCUCGCCCUCUCCUUGCUGCAUCCACACCUCACUGGCCACGCCGCGGUCGCGGACUCAUAAGAGAGGAGCGGGGGCCAGCAGCAGUUGCGACACGGGGGUGAUCUCCCCCGACGACGACAGCCCGUGUCCUCAGGCGUCAUCGUGCUCGUCUCGCUGUGUGUACUGCCGCUCUGUUUUCAGCACUUCGGAGAAUGGGCGGGGCCGCUGCAGGGACGCCCCGGACCCGGCCCUGCGAUGCCUGCGCCAAUGGACCUGUGUGUGGUGUGCAGAGAGUCUGCUCUACCACUGCAUGUCAGACUCUGAGGGGGAGUUCUGGGAGCCUUGCUCAUGUGAUGACUCGUUGGGGGGUCACCCGCACCCCCUUUGCUGUGCCCGCUGGUUGGCCCUCCUGGCUCUGUCACUCUUCGUGCCCUGCAUGUGCUGCUACCUACCUUUACGCGCCUGCCUGCGAUGUGGGGAAAGGUGCGGCUGCUGUGGGGGAAAGCACAAAGCGGUCCGAUGAGGCCAGGUUCAGGGGUGGGAAGGGAUUCCUGAACCAAAGAGGUUUGGGUGUUGUGAGGACAGAGCACCUGUAGGGGUGGGGAAGGCGGAGCUUGUGUGGACCUCGACCUCUGAUGUGGCCCUCCAAAGCCCCGCUGCAUUCUGCUCUUUCUCCUUCAAACCUGGGGCCUUCCUCGCUGAAGGUGCACUUGAUCUGACGAGGCUCUGCGGGAGUCAUCCGGGGCCUUCACAGCGGAUUUCCUGAUCUGGAGUUAAACAGUCCGAGACUUUGAUCACAGGAGGAGAGCGGCAAGGGCAAAGAUGAUGAUGUGUACACUGUUUCAACUGUCUGUUUGUUUUCUUUUCUAUAGAAAGAAAAACACAAAAACAGAAGAUGUUUAUAUAUAUGAUUGAUAUAAUUUUAAUUGGUAUAUUUUAUUAAAUGUAAAACAUAUUGACAGAAUCCCCCAACGGCACACACACACGAUCAUCACCUUCACAAACAUGAGAUCUUGGGGAAGUUCUUUGUUCCAUGUUGGCCUGUUUAUCCGUCAGAUGAGCAGAUGUCACCCUUUACCUCUGAUUUUACCUCAGACACGAUUCAGACCCUCGUUAAGACAAACUAAAAGGGGAGUUUUAGAGGGGUGGGGGCGUCUCAGAAAACUUUUGAGUAAAAAUGCUGAGAGACAAUUAUUUUGAGGGGAAGUUGCAAUGACAACCACAAAGACUUAAACGUCCUGAUGUGAUCCGUUCCGGUCCUUUUCGAAGCAAACGCAGGGUUAUUUCUGUUCUUUAGAGGAAAUCAAACUUUAAACACCUUCGUCAUCUUUCCAUGUAUUUUUAAGAUUCAUCAUCAAUCAUCCCGCCAUCGUACUUAUUCAAUCAGUCAAGGUGCUUAAAAAAACUGAGGCCUCAGAGUGAGUCUGUCCUACCUUAAUGUACAAAAACAACCGUACAGUCCCGACCCCAAAGAAACACAAAGCAGGACCCUGUGAACCCGUCUCUAGGCCUUCGAACGAGACGCCACCGAAACAGGAGGGAAGACCAAGUGCAAUGAACGACGUGUUGAGAAAGUAUUUUUGUACCAGUUUAGACAAAAGGAAAAUUUGGUGUUUUAAAUGUGUUAUUGUGUUUGAUAGUCAAAUGAAAACAGGGCCAUCGACUCGUCUUUGAGUCCAAAUGGGGGGUGACUUCUAAACGAGGACUCUUGAACUUGAAUCAGAGGUCGUGGUAGGUCUUAGUUUGGAUGCAGCAGCGGCGGCAGGUGUGUCUGCUGAAAGUUGCUUUAAGCACUGAGUCAAAUAAGCUGCUACUUUAAAUCUCCUCCUAAUCAUAUUCAAAUGUUCCUGCUGACGAUUUAAAAGGAGGACUGACAGAGUCCUGAAAGGUCCCGGUUCACCCAAAGGUGCUGAAAUCGCUCAAGUGUGCGAGGAAAUCCACCCCGAAAACCUCUCUGGUUAUAUUUCUGUUUACAUUCUGCUUAUUUGAGGUAAAUUUUUGAUUCCAAGGAAAUAACUGGCAGGAGGUAGAUUACACACUUAUUCCACUUUGAUUGUUUUAACAUGAACAUCAUUAUUUCUGCAGACAUCUCACGAAAACUAAGUCCAAGGGUCGUUGUUGGUGUCCUCACUUUGCAAGGUAGGAUUUCGAUCACGAUUGGCCCCUUUAUCGAUAUUUUCGACCUUAAAACUGAGGCUCUGAAACCCCCCUGAACUUUUGUUUACCUAAAUGAAGAUUCACGCUCACUCCUCGAGUUUCUCUGAGAUGCUGAGGGGUUUCCAAACAAAUGUAGAAAGCAGGGUAGAUGUUUAUCACACGGGUUAAACACGAGAAAUAAAAGACAACAACUCAAAGUCCUGAUGUUUUUAUCUUCACAGUGUUAGAGACGGCGUCCUGAAAUGAAACGGUUCUGCUACGAUCUCACGUCCCAAUCACCUGGUAGACCUUGAAAUCCGGCGAAACCUUUAGUGAGCUUCGUCGGAUUAUUUACAUGUUAGGUUUUGAGAGGAACUGUUGUCCAAAGUGACUUUAAACGAGUCGGGUUCAGAUCUGACUGCUCACACACUACGUGACCCUUGACCUGUCGGUUAUGGGAUGAUUGUCUUCAACUCACGGCUGGUAAAAAAAGAAAAAAAAAAGAGGGAACUCACUUUAGGCUGCUGUUCCCCGAGUCAGACACGCACACAGUCCCCACAAAUCUGCGAUGCGCACAUAGACCUGUGCACAGACACACACACACACACACGCGCGUUCACUCGAUGGUGCAGAUAUACCGAACAAGUAAAGCCAUUGCACACCGUUUGCUUCUUCUUCUGGUUGAGAAAUGUUGUUGGAGUCCAGUACUGACAGUCAUGCAGGCCCCAUUCUGACAUCUUAAUAAAUGUGCCUUUUGAGUUGAGUAAUCAAUAACUUAUGAUUAAUUUGAAGUAACUCUGUGUUAGGUACUCUUUUUCUUUUUUGGGUUUUUGAUUUUCUGCCAAUGUGCAUAUUUUCAAAUGUACGUAUUUAUUAGUUUCAAAGUAAUUCUUGAGAUAUUACCUGUUUAUUUAUUUAUUUAUUGAGAUAUUUAUUCUGAUUCUUUAUUUUUUUGGAGACAGGUUUUUAUCUUCCGUGCUGUCUUACUUCUGACUUUGUGCCAAUGUGCUGCUUUGAAGUGUUACAUAUCGUGGGUUUGUAUCAUUAUUAAACCCUCACUCUAUAUUUUACAGCAGAGUCUCUCUCAUAUAUGUGAACCAGACUGACUCACUCGGGUGGAGGAUUUCUACUACAUCUGCUCUGCUUUAAGGUGUUGUAGUCAGGAUCUGAGGAAGUUCCAGUUUUAAGGA
Messenger RNA from Xyrichtys novacula (pearly razorfish), 8725 nucleotides. NCBI's taxonomy places the organism in Eukaryota, Metazoa, Chordata, Actinopteri, Labriformes, Labridae. The record is from the annotation of a GenBank genome assembly.